Spodoptera frugiperda (fall armyworm) is the source of this 920-nucleotide messenger RNA. RefSeq names its product ufm1-specific protease 1 (gene Ufsp1). The record is from RefSeq and is a predicted model, not a curated record. The transcript has 4 exons. The coding region runs from base 44 to 688 and encodes 214 amino acids. NCBI's taxonomy places the organism in Eukaryota, Metazoa, Arthropoda, Insecta, Lepidoptera, Noctuidae.
AUAAUAAGUGACAUAAGUAUAGCAACACUGGCACGUCACGAAAAUGUCAGAUUUGUUGACAAACGUCCACGAAACAGCUGGGAUAUCGAAAAAUUCCGGCAAAACAUACUUAGUUUCAGGAAAUUAUAAAUACUAUCAUUACCUUUGUGAUGGAUUCGAUGACAGAGGAUGGGGUUGCGGCUAUAGAACUCUACAAACAAUAUGUUCCUGGAUGUCUGAAAAUGUUAGCAGUGAGGUGAAAGUUCCAUCGAUACGAGAGAUACAAGAUAUUUUAGUCCAACUCGAAGACAAACCACUAAGUUUCUUGGGCUCAAGGCAAUGGAUUGGUAGCUUUGAAGUAUGCCUAGUGAUAGACAAAUUGUAUGACAUUCCAAGCAAGAUAGUUCAUGUAAACCAUGGAGAUGAACUGAAAACUAUAGUGGACACUCUGGUGUCCCAUUUUGACAAGUUUGGCAGCCCGGUGAUGAUGGGCGGAGAUGUGGAUGCAUCCUCAAAGGGAAUCCUUGGCAUUCAUGUUGGGCAACAGAAUACUAGUUUGUUGGUAGUGGAUCCACAUUAUGUUGGCAAGGAGCAAACAAAGGAGUUUCUCUUUCACAAAGGCUGGGUGAAGUGGCAACGACUGACCGAUUUUAUGGACACCUCAUUUUAUAAUCUGUGUCUGCCACAAGUCAAAGCUAAGUGCAAAUAAACUCACCUUGUUAUCAGACUGAUAUUUGCAUUAAACUAAAAUGAACCAUAAUUAUUAUGAUUAAGAUUGAUUCUGUGCAAAGACUAGUGUGACCUUACCAGCACUUAGGUUAAGGCUACGUUGUUCUAUCGGCCAGACAACCUUGACCGACCGAAAGCUUACGUCUUCCUUAGACAUGUCAAACAGAUUGUUAAUUAUACUAAAAAUAUAAUAAAAAUCGUGUAUAUUCUAA